Nannospalax galili (Upper Galilee mountains blind mole rat) is the source of this 520-nucleotide messenger RNA. RefSeq names its product platelet factor 4. The transcript has 3 exons. Gene Ontology annotation, molecular function: CXCR chemokine receptor binding; chemokine activity. Gene Ontology annotation, biological process: neutrophil chemotaxis; chemokine-mediated signaling pathway; inflammatory response. Gene Ontology annotation, cellular component: extracellular region. The coding region runs from base 78 to 398 and encodes 106 amino acids. Lineage: Eukaryota; Metazoa; Chordata; Mammalia; Rodentia; Spalacidae. The record is from RefSeq and is a predicted model, not a curated record.
CUGAAGCCACUGGCCUGCUCUUGGAACCUCAGUCCCCGCUUUCCCUCCAUUUUUGGAUCUGCUGGAACCCUCUAGAUAUGAGCCUACCAGCCAUGUCCGGUGGUCCCCGACCCUGGCCAGGUCUAGGACUGCUGCUUCUGGGGCUGUUGAUCCUGACAGCCAUGGUUGCCUCCUCUGUGGCUAACCCUGAAGAAAGCAAUGACGACCUAAACUGUGUGUGUGUGAAGACCACCUCCAGCGUCCAUCUCAAGCGCAUCACCAGCCUGGAGGUGAUCAAGGCAGGACGCCACUGCGCAGUACCCCAGCUCAUAGCCACUCUGAAGAACGGGAGGAAAAUUUGCCUGGACCCACAGACACCCCUGCACAAGAAAAUAAUGAAGAAACUCCUGGAGAGUUAGGGAUUUCCUUCCUAAUUCUGCAGUUUGUUACACUGAAUAUUAGAGUUCUGUGCAUUUUUUAAUCUAACUGCAAUCCUCUGUUUAUGUUAUCUUUUGAGUCUCAAAUAAAUGCAGUGAAUCAA